Dalotia coriaria is the source of this 1735-nucleotide messenger RNA. RefSeq names its product protein eva-1 homolog C-like. The transcript is spliced from 9 exons. Gene Ontology annotation, molecular function: carbohydrate binding. Lineage: Eukaryota; Metazoa; Arthropoda; Insecta; Coleoptera; Staphylinidae. Bases 240 to 1580 code for a protein of 446 amino acids. The record is from RefSeq and is a predicted model, not a curated record.
AACCGGCGCGACAGCCGCAUUCACGAAAGUUAAACAUUUCGCGGCAAACGCGCUCACGAGUGUCACAAUUGUCACAAGAAAUUUUAACAUUUUAUGAAAUUAAAAUUAAUUAAUUGUGAAACUAAUUACUAUAUAAACUUUAAAAAAUAAAAAUAAAUUUAGUGUUUUAUGUGGGACUCGAUUGUUAUGGAUUAAAAUUUGUGUAAAAAUUGAAUAAGGUGAGCGCGCGCACGCGAAUCAUGAAGUACACAUGCGUUCUCAUCAUUGCGCAGCUGAUGGCGUCCAUCCGCACGGAUAAUUUAGUGCUUCUAUCUGGUACGUUGCGGCAAUUCGAGCAGACUGGCUGCGAUGAUGAUCAGAUGACACUUAAAUGUCCGCCGGGGACGAGUAUUUCCGUCGAGUUGGCGCAGUAUGAUAAGAGUGGGGUGAAGAAUAGCCAAUGUCCGUCGAAGUUAUCCACGAGUGAGGUUAAGAAUUCAAGUUGUACUUGGCCAACAGCUAUUCAGAAUAAAUGGGAGGAAAUGACAAAAGGGACAUGGGGACGCUACUCCCUGCUGCAGACCGUUGUCGAGGCGUGCCAGAAAAAGAAGAGCUGCAAAUUUCAGGCGUCGCCGAAAUCCUUCGACGGCGAUCUGUGCCCCGGGGAGCGGAAGUAUGUCGAAGUGGCUUAUAAAUGUCGGCCAUAUGAAUUCCGAAGUCGGGUGGCCUGCGAGAACGAACGCGUCCAAGUGCAAUGCAAUCCUAAUUCUCGAGUGGCCAUUUAUAGCGCCAGCUACGGUCGUACGGAGUACGAGAGUUUCCAGUGUCCGCAGCCGCAGGGUGUUGCUGAAGAAACGUGUUUGGUUAGUUAUGCGACUGAGACUGUCAUGCAGCUGUGUCAUGGGAAGCGGCAGUGUGAAUUUGGGGCUGAUGCUUCGACGUUUGGUAAUCCAUGCAGACCACAGACCAAAAUGUAUCUUAGGAUAGUGUAUACAUGUGUACCACAAAAAGUUUUAAACUCAGAAUACGAAGAACCACUAGGAGAAGAUGAAACCGAACAAGAUUUCACCUACGACCAAGAAGAUUUCGACGGUUUCGACUCAACAAAAGAACGAAUCAGAGAAUUUGCAGCCUCGCCAGGAUCAACCGCACCAAACAUGAAACAAAUUUAUAAACAAAACGAAACAAACAACGAAAACUCUCUUUCAGGGAACACCUCAUCAUCAGCACAUGGACCAUUCAAUAAAAACCCACAACUUCAACCAGGAACAAAUUCCAUUGAAGAAAACACUUACAUCUACCUCUUAUUAACACUAGGAGCAGCCUCACUUCUCUGCGUGAUAAUAAUCACAAGCAGAGCUUUGGUACGAAGACACCACGAGGUACCAGCAUCAAUAGAAGCGAAAUUUCAAGCGACAUCAAACAAUAUGUCUCUAGAUAUGUCCACACCAAGAGAAACCGAAUUAAAUACACCACUUCCAAUGCACCACGCUCAUACUCAUGGUUAUCAUGAUCCAGACACAGAAAGUUUAAAUAAUCAAAUACCGCGUGUGCAUGUACACAAUACGUGUACAAUGACAGACGGUUACUUCUACGGAUGACAGCAGAGUCAAGAUGGCCGUCCACCGACGCCAUCUUGUCCUCGAAGUCAACGUACAUAUUGUUUUUAAUGGUUUUCUAUGGACGUGGAGUAAAAUAUUGUAAAAAUGUAUAUAGUAGAUGAACUUUUGUAAAUAAAAUCUGAAAUAUCUAAAAA